AUGUACACAUUACUAAGCGGCCUUUAUCGAUAUCUUACACGCAAAGAAGAAUACUAUGUUCUUAUUAUCGGUCUCGACAAUGCCGGCAAAACGACAUUGCUGGAACGAAUAAAGUCCAUCUUCAUUGGUGUACCGGGAUUGGCGCCUGAACGAAUCGCUCCUACUGUGGGUUUAAACAUUGGCAGAGUGGAUAUCAAAUCAUCACGUAUCAACUUUUGGGAUCUCGGUGGUCAACAAGACCUUCAAUCUAUCUGGGAACGAUAUUAUCCAGAAUGUCAUGGCAUUGUCUUUGUGGUCGAUUCUACCGAUAGCAAACGAUUGGAAGAGUGUCGGGAUACCUUUGAACGUAUCAUUACCAAUGACCAAGUGGAAGGUGUACCUAUCUUGAUGCUGGCAAACAAGCAGGAUGUAGAUGGAGCAUUGCGUGUCGAAGAGAUCAAAGAGGUGUUUAAUCGGAUAGCGGUCAAGCUUGGUGCACGUGAUUCCAGGGUGCUUCCUGUCAGUGCACUUACAGGAACGGGCGUGAAUGAAGCUGUGGAUUGGUUGAUCCUUCGAUUACAUCGCAAUAAUAUGCAUAGACCCCCAAUCAUUCGUGACUAA
Molecule: messenger RNA, 600 nt
Organism: Lichtheimia ornata
Lineage: Eukaryota; Fungi; Mucoromycota; Mucoromycetes; Mucorales; Lichtheimiaceae
Exons: 5
Coding region: 1-600 (199 amino acids)
Biological process (GO): protein localization to organelle; intracellular protein transport; Golgi to plasma membrane protein transport
Cellular component (GO): Golgi apparatus
Molecular function (GO): GTPase activity; GTP binding
Source: RefSeq, a predicted model, not a curated record